CUCCGCUGCUCAGUCGCGAUUGUUACGCGCCGUGAAGUGUGUCCAACGUCCUAACUCUUAUCCGUGCAGACGGCAGUGUUGUGACAGCGAGUGUGUGUGCAAUGCGCGGACGGUGAUCGAAGCAUGGUGAAUUACGUUAAUCCGCUCGCCAUGUACCAAGGCAAGGGCGGGCAAUAUGGCGGCGGCUGGUACGGCUGGCAGCACCAGAACUUUGAGGAACAGCAGUGGUGUGCCUGGAACGGUGCGCCGGCGGGCGGCGAGUGGACGCCGGACGCGCAUCACUUCCCAAAGAGGGAGCCAGGGGAGAGAGAGAUCACGGAUAUACCGUCGCCGGCCAGGGGAGACCUAGCGAGCCCCAGUGAAGGCUCCCCGGGCUCGAGGCCCUCUCAGCCUCCGGCACCUCCCCGCUCGCCCUAUGAGUGGAUGAAAAAACCGAAUUAUCAAACACAACCAAAUCCAGUAGGUAAAACGAGGACGAAAGACAAGUACCGCGUGGUGUACAGCGACCACCAGCGCCUAGAGCUGGAGAAGGAGUUCCACUACAGCCGGUAUAUCACCAUCCGGAGGAAGGCCGAGCUGGCGGUCAACCUGGGCCUCUCGGAGAGACAGGUUAAAAUAUGGUUCCAAAACCGAAGGGCCAAGGAGAGGAAGCAGGUUAAGAAACGCGAGGAGGUAGUUAUGAAAGAGAAGGGUGACCACGCAUCGCUCCAGCACGCGCAACUCCACCACGCCACUAUGCUGCACCAUCAACAGAUGAUGAACGGUAUGAUGCACCAUCAUCAUUACCACCAAGGGGUCUUGCAGGGCGUCCCCGAACCACUGGUUCCAGGGGUGCCGCCCGUGCCGCUGCUGUGACCGCAGCAUCAGGAAUACUGCGCCCACGGCGACUAUCCCCAGUGACCGCCGAAUAUUGGACACUACCAGUGAAACACGGAAAGACUGUGCAAAGUGCACGUUUAUUCAUUAAUUCGACAUGACCUUAAGAAUUUGUGAUACAUUAGUGCAAUUUUCUUACGAAACAUAACGUUCGUGUCGAAGCGUUAUCGAUUUGGAAAUUGUUUUAAACGCGGUUAGCAUCUAAAUACACUUUACUGUAAAUGAUUGACAUUUACAAACAUACGUUGGCAACUUGAUUCUUUUCAUAACGUGGCUUAAAUAAUAUUAUUUGUUACCAAUAUUUUUUUACGAUUGUGAAAUAUAUCUUGUUGCGAACGUAAUGCAAUAAAACAAUACGCCUUAACCUUAUUCAUAACAGGAAAAUGAAAUAGAUUUAUAGUUCUAUCUGAAGCAUGUUCCUGUUAUCAGAACGAGGCCUACCGUAGGCUAUUCUUGAUCCGUCGCUAGAAGUUAUUGAGAUGUUCGCCGCGCCCCACGCCUGCAACUUUUUGUACUCCUAGGGGUACUAAUUUUUAUAAUUUAAUUUUUUUUUCACUGUAAAUAUAGUAGAUAUCUAUAUUUUUAUAUUAUUGUAAUAAUUAAGACUAUUGAUUAUGCUCUAAGUGGUUGAUAAAUAUUUCUCAAUACUACAAGUGGAUUUCGAUGAGAUUAUUCGUUAUUUGACAGCAAUUGAAAUAUAUUUAACCCAUUAUAUAGUAAUUUUAAGUCUUGUAAUUUAUUCAUCUAAAUAAUGAAUUAAGUUUAUAAACAUUUUACAUUUUCAAAUUAAUUUAUUAUUAUCAUUGUUUAUAUACUGGAACUUGAAAUUAAUUAAGAAUCUCAAAUAUUAUGUACAUAUUAAAAAAAUAUAUAUAUUGUAAAAGAAUUUAACACGAAUUAAAUGUUAAUGACAACAACAUUUGUAGUAUUGAGAGGUGUGUACGUUUGCAUAUUAUUUUUUACGUUGAAUGAGAUUAUUCUUAGUUGUAACUGUUCUGUAUAUAAUAGCUUAAAUUAGAUUAAAUUAUUAUAACGCCAGUUUCCGCAAUUUUACAAAUUACUUACUAAAUUAUGUAAAACGAAUCGAAGAUUAUAGUAAUCGGUACCAGUUGAUUUAAAGUUGAUUUUUGACCAUUAUGUACAAUAUUUAUUGAUUUUGGAAAACAUGGCUUGCGUUUAUCUUUUUGUUUUGUGAUACAGGUUAAAUAGCUAUGGUGCUAGUAGUUUCCCGGCCUUAACUUUUUACUCUACCUCUAUCUGUAUGAUUAUUUAAAUAUAGUAUGAGUGCGAACAUUGUAUUAUAAAGAUUUUGUGCUUGUUGUGACAAUGUUUGGAAACCGCUUGUGGACACGGGAUUUGUUAGUAUGUAUGCACUAUCACGAAACAUAUUUGAUAAACUAAAUAAAAUUCAUGUUAAUCUAAA
Plodia interpunctella (Indianmeal moth) is the source of this 2299-nucleotide messenger RNA. RefSeq names its product caudal (gene cad). Gene Ontology annotation, molecular function: RNA polymerase II transcription regulatory region sequence-specific DNA binding; DNA-binding transcription factor activity, RNA polymerase II-specific. The record is from RefSeq and is a predicted model, not a curated record. Gene Ontology annotation, cellular component: nucleus. The transcript is spliced from 3 exons. Gene Ontology annotation, biological process: regulation of transcription by RNA polymerase II; animal organ morphogenesis; embryo development. Bases 124 to 855 code for a protein of 243 amino acids. NCBI's taxonomy places the organism in Eukaryota, Metazoa, Arthropoda, Insecta, Lepidoptera, Pyralidae.